Podarcis raffonei (Aeolian wall lizard) is the source of this 2158-nucleotide messenger RNA. RefSeq names its product G protein subunit gamma 13 (gene GNG13). The record is from RefSeq and is a predicted model, not a curated record. Gene Ontology annotation, molecular function: G-protein beta-subunit binding. Lineage: Eukaryota; Metazoa; Chordata; Lepidosauria; Squamata; Lacertidae. Gene Ontology annotation, cellular component: heterotrimeric G-protein complex. The transcript has 3 exons. Gene Ontology annotation, biological process: phospholipase C-activating G protein-coupled receptor signaling pathway; sensory perception of taste. Bases 894 to 1097 code for a protein of 67 amino acids.
UAGAAUAAUAGAAUUGCAGAGUUGGAGGGGGAUCCCCAAGAGUCAUCUAGUCCAACCCCCUGCAAUGCAGAACUUAAGGCAGCCUGUACCAACUUGAUGCCCUUCGGAUGUUCUGUACUACUACUGCAACAUCUCUUGCCCCUCCCAAUUUUAUUUUUAAAUUUAGUUUUUGAGAUUUUAAUUUUUGCUUUGGGGAGUUGCUUCCUCUUUUUGUCUGUGUUUUUGUGGAAGGGUAGAUUUUUUUCCUGCUUUUGUGGGUGUGAUGGUGGAGGAUCUGAGCAUCACCAGUUUUUCCUUUUGUGAAAUGGGUAUUUUGUGAUGGAUUCAGGGGCACUGAGCUCAGAAGGCUGACUGGAAAGAAAUUGCAUCUCAGAGGGGAGAAGGUUCCUUCCUAGGGCCAACGUUUCAACCUGCGGUUGUGUUGGAAGCAGCAGAUGUUUCAGGAUGGUUUUGCAAACUGACCCACAUCCAGUCCUUCCCCAUCAGUGCUUGGGGAAACAAAGUAUAUGCAAAGGCAAGAUCCAACAUGGCCAUUAGUCCCAAUUUCCCUGAUGCAUCCACUGUGGGUGUUAACACCUCCUGUUCCCUCUCUAGAGCUCUGUCCUUUGAAAAGUUUUGCUUGAUGCAAAGUCAGGCUAUUUUACUUGAUCAGCAGGCAGCCCGCCCUAGAGACAACUUGGACCAAUUCUUAUUUUUAGUUCAAUCUUUCUUUAACCGACAUUAGUCCCUUUGUAGCAAACUCAGGUGCCAAGAGCCAGCAGGAUGCUGGGAAACGUGUGUGCACUGGAAGUGUUGUGGGUUCAGGAUUUAUCUCAUUUUUACGACAUAUUAUUGAAUGCAGUUGGUUGACGCUUCUCCUUCUCUGACCCGAACAGCCACCGAGCCACGUCCCCAUGGAUGAAUGGGAAGCCCCUCAGUGGAAGAAGGAAGUCGAAAGCCUUAAGUACCAGCUGGCUUACAAGAGGGAGAUGUCCUCAAAAACGAUCCCCGAAUUUCUUAAGUGGAUAGAAGAUGGCAUUCCAGAAGAUCCAUUUCUGAACCCAGAGCUGAUGAAGAACAAUCCGUGGGUGGAAAAGGGGAAAUGCACCAUCCUCUAACCCAUUGCCUCCCAAAAUUUCGAUAAAUAAAAAUGGCUUCCUUUGGAGAUACUCAAAAUUGCAUGAAAACUUAAUGUAUAAAGUUUUUAUUUUAGUUCCUCCCUAUGGCUAAACUCACUUUUACCCCCCCCCCCUUGCUAUCACAGUUGAGUUCAUAUAGUGGCUAAUUAAAGGUUUCCCUCAUUUGUAUGAUUUGGGGAAGAGAAUUCUCCCUUCUCCUGGGUUAAAAUGGGAGGUGCACUUCAAACCACCAACAUACAGAUUUCACAGAACAGGCAGGCACCCUCCCUGCAAAUGUUGUACAAUCAAGUCCAUUGCACCCCCUUCCAAAUCCAACUUUCCCCCCUUUGCCUAGGGAGAUAGGGGCUCAGGAAUACCUAUGUACUUUCUGGAGCAAUGGUGAUGCUUCUGGGGGUUCCCUUCUACCCACCAGCUAUGGUCUGGGCUGAAUGAGAGAAUCCAGGUGUAUGUAGAAUUGCUUCCCUCCUGUUCAUAUGUUGGCAGUGCUGGGUAGCAGAAUCGGUGCUGAACGAGGUCUUCCAGUCUUGACAGAUAGACAUAUCUAAGAGUGGAUCACCCUUUCUCAAGGCAUGUCACACUCUGUCCUAUUGGCACACUGGUGGGUACCCCUGUUCACCAUUUGGGAACCAUCACUGAAGAGAGUACGGAUGUGAAAGAGACCCCACUGUUUUGAAUUUUGGCACCACCAUCUGGAAGAUAUAGGGACAUUGGAUGCUGCACAGGAUAAUAAAAUGGUAGAGUUGGGAGGGACCCAAAAGAAUACUCUAAUCCAACCCCCUUCAAUGCAGGAAUCACAACAAAAACUAAGCAAAAUUUGCAGCUUUAUGAACCCUGUAGUUUCUCUUUCCUAUACACCUGCAAUUCUUUUUUUGUCUUUUUAGGGGGGACUUGUAAAGGAACAACAAGUUUUAUAAAAUAAUUUUUGAUUACUUUAAAUACUUUUUUUUGUAUCUUGUAGGAUAUACCGUUUUGCAGUUAAAAAAAAAAAAGCUAAGCAAAUGUGACAAGGGCUUCUAAGCAAAAUAAAGAAAGUGAUACUG